Molecule: messenger RNA, 15642 nt
Organism: Cyprinodon variegatus (sheepshead minnow)
Lineage: Eukaryota; Metazoa; Chordata; Actinopteri; Cyprinodontiformes; Cyprinodontidae
Gene: fat1a
Product: FAT atypical cadherin 1
Exons: 31
Coding region: 175-14190 (4671 amino acids)
Biological process (GO): cell-cell junction assembly; calcium-dependent cell-cell adhesion; homophilic cell-cell adhesion
Cellular component (GO): adherens junction; plasma membrane; catenin complex
Molecular function (GO): cadherin binding; calcium ion binding
Source: RefSeq, a predicted model, not a curated record
CGCAGCGUGGAAAAACAGAGCCUGCCCACUGGUGGCAGACAGAGUAACGGAGAGGGGAGAAGUCCACGUAUUAACAUGCGGAGAAUUGGACUACACAAACUUCUUGCCAAACCUCCAAAUCUUCGAAAUUAUUAAUAAUAAGAGAGGUGGCUCUGUGAAGAUCACUGUACCAUAAUGGGAAAGCCCUCAGUGACACUGCUUGUACUGCUCAUGCAGCUCUUCUCCGGCUGUACAGGAAGUCAAAGGUUUGCAAGGGCUGCCUCUAUCCAGUUCACCCACUCUGUCUACAAUGCCACAAUAUAUGAGAACUCUGCUGCUAAGACCUACUUGGAAAGUCACACCAAGAUGGGGGUCUACGUUGCAGAGCCAAAUUGGGAGAUUCGGUACAAAAUCAUCUCUGGGGAUAAUGAGAACUUGUUCAAAGCUGAGGAUUACUUGUUGGGAGAUUUCAGUUUUUUACGAAUAAGGACCAAAGGAGGCAGCACUGCCAUUCUCAACCGGGAGGUUAAAGAUCACUAUAUACUUACUGUCAAAGCUACGGAGCGGAGCACAAAUUUGGAGUGUCGUACGAGAGUUAGGGUUCAGGUACUAGACACCAAUGAUCUAAGGCCGCUCUUCUCACCAACCUCCUACAGCAUCUCCCUUCUAGAGAACACAGCCAUCCGCACAAGCGUGGUGAAGGUCACAGCAACUGAUGCAGAUAUCGGUACCAAUGGAGAAUACUACUACAGCUUCAGAGAAUGGACAGACAUGUUUGCUGUUCAUCCAACGAGCGGGGUGGUGAUACUAACUGGCAAACUGGACUACUCAGAGACAAAGCUGUACGAGCUGGAGAUUCUGGCUGUAGACAGGGGCAUGAAGCUGUAUGGCAGUAGUGGCUUCAGCAGCAUGGCCAAACUGACUGUGCACGUGGAACAGGCCAAUGAGCAUGCACCUGUAAUCACUGCAGUGACCUUGUCCCCCUCAGAUACAGAUAAGGACCCCACAUAUGCCAUUGUGACAGUGGAGGACAAAGACCAGGGACCAAAUGGAGAGAUCUCGUCACUUAGCGUCGUUGCUGGUGACCCGCUGCAGCAGUUUAAAGCUGUGAGAAGCAGCCCUGGGAGCAAAGAGUAUAAAAUAAAAGCUGUGAAGGAUGUGGACUGGGACAGCCAGCCGUUCGGAUACAACCUCACCUUACAGGCAAAGGACAAAGGCACCCCACCUCAAUUUUCAUCUGCUAAAAUUGUACAUGUCACCUCUGCGGAGUUCCGAAAGGGCCCUCCGGUAUUUGAAAAGGCUAUCUACAAAGUCAAUCUCAGUGAAUUUGCCCCUCUCCACACACCUGUGACUAUGGUGACGGCUGUGCCGAGGUAUCCCCAUCAGAAGUAUGCCUUUAAACACAGUUCCGACAAGAAUAGAUUCAGCAUCAAUGCAGAUACUGGCUUAAUAAGCACCGCUGGACCAAUCAAUGCUGAUAUUUCCUCCCGAUAUGAGCUUGAGGUGGUCACAACUGACAAAAAAGCAGCCACAAAAGUGAUUGUUGAUGUAAUUGAUGUGAAUAACAAUGCACCCGAGUUCCAGCAGACGUCCUACAAGGCCAGUGUUGAUGAGAAUGUACCUACUGGGACCAGUGUGUUAACAGUGAGAGCCAUUGAUCUGGACAAAGGGGAGAAUGGCUAUGUGACUUACAGCAUUACCAACCUGAGUCCCCAGCCGUUUGUCAUCGACUACUUUUCUGGUGUCAUCAGCACUUCAGAGGUUCUAGAUUAUGAGCUCAUGCCAAGGAUUUACAAUCUGAAAGUCAGGGCAUCUGACUGGGGAUCCCCUUUCCGUAGAGAGGUGGAGGCAUCAGUUACUUUAACUUUAAAUAACCUGAACGACAAUAAGCCUUUGUUUGAAAACAUAGACUGUGAGAUCACCGUGCCAAGAGAUCAUGGGGUGGGAGAGCAGAUUACAACAGCUUCUGCCAUAGAUGCUGAUGAACUGCAACUCGUACAGUACUACAUUAAAUCUGGGAAUGAUCUUGAUCUGUUCGAAAUGAAUCCAAACUCAGGCCUUCUGUCGCUGAAACAGACGCUGACUGAGGGGGAGGCAGCUAAAGUGUCAUUUCAUAGUUUACAGGUUGUAGCAACAGAUGGUGAACAUGAGACUCAGCCAAUGAGCAUGAACAUUACUGUCAUUACAGCACGUAAGCCUGUCCAGGUGAAAUGUGUGGAAACGGGUGUCGCCACCAUGCUAGCUGAGAAACUGCUUAAAGGAAGCAAAAUCCACAGCCAAACUGAGCCAGAAGAUAACUUUGUGGACAUUUACUCCAUCAAUCGGUAUUCCCCUCUGUUUGAUGACUCUUUCCCAAGUGUUGUUGAAGUAAAAGAGGACCUCCCUGUUGGGGCUCGGAUUGUUCAUUUAGCUGCUGCAGAUCCAGACAGUGGCUUUAAUGGGAAAUUAGUGUACGUCAUUUCAGGAGGAGACACAGAAAGCCGCUUUAUUAUUGACAUGGAAACAGGUUGGCUUCUGGUUUACUCUCCGCUUGACCGUGAAACAACAGACCAUUACACACUUAACAUUACGGUUUACGAUCUCGGGAUCCCACAGAAAUCCUCUUCACGCUUGUUGGAUGUGAAAAUCCUGGACGCCAAUGAUAACAGCCCUCAGUUUUUGCAGGAUUCCUACUCAGUUGAAAUAAGCGAGAGUACAUUGGUUGGGACAGAAAUUAUCCAGGUAGACUCAACAGACAAGGAUCACGGGGAUAAUGGAAUGGUCAAGUACUCCAUUUUAGCAGGCACCGAUCAUUUUGCUAUUAAUGAACUAACCGGAGUAGUUACUGUGACAAAGCCGUUGGAUCGGGAGCGCUAUCCGUUCUAUGUUUUGAAAAUUGCAGCACAAGAUCAGGCAGUGAGCGAACCUCAGUUAGUGUCAACAGUACCUCUAAAAAUCACCCUGGAAGAUGUGAAUGAUAAUCCCCCUAAGUUUGUUCCCCCUAACUACCGUGUGAAAGUGAGGGAGGACCUUCCUAUUGGUACUGUCAUCAUGUGGCUGGAAGCUCAUGACCCCGACAUUGGCCCUUCCAGUCAAGUACGUUACAGCCUUACUGAUGAUGGAGAUGGACAUUUUGAAGUUGACAAACUCAGUGGAGCUCUUCGGAUUGUUCAGAAUUUGGACUAUGAGACCAAACAGGUGUUUAAUCUGACAGCCAAGGCUAAAGACAAAGGGAAGCCGAUAUCCUUGUCUUCAAGCUGCUUCAUUGAGGUAGAGGUGGUGGAUGUGAAUGAGAACCUCUACAGGCCUUUCUUUCGGUCAUUUGUGGAAAAAGGAUUUAUAAAAGAGGACGCCCUUAUUGGGACUUCUGUGAUGACAGUUUCAGCCGAAGAUGAGGACUUGGGACAAGAUGGAGAGAUUCGGUACUCCAUAAGGGAUGGUUCAGGCUUAGGAAUCUUCUCCAUUGAUGAAGAAACAGGUGUCAUUCGAACACUAGAGCGGCUGGAUCAUGAGACAACGCCUCACUACUGGUUAACAGUCUAUGCCAUGGAUCGGGGUGUGGUGCCCCUCUCUAGUUUUGUUGAGGUCUACAUCGAAGUACAGGAUGUCAACGACAAUGCACCACAAACGACCGAACCCGUCUAUUACCCCUCUGUCAUGGAGAACUCCCCGAAAGAUGUGUCAAUCAUCCAGAUAAAUGCAGUUGAUCCUGAUUCAAAGGCCAGCGACAAGCUCAGCUAUAGGAUCACCAGUGGGAAUCCACAGGGCUUCUUUGCCAUCAACACCAAGACAGGUCUUGUUACCACCACUUCAAGGAGACUUGAUAGGGAGCAACAAGAUGAGCACAUACUUGAGAUAACCAUCACCGACCAUGGGGUUCCACCCAAAUCCACCACCGUCCGGGUCAUUAUACAGGUCCUCGACGAGAAUGAUAACAGGCCGCUGUUCCUGGAGAAGAUCUACAAGAUCCAACUGCCUGAGCGGGAAAGGCCAGAGAGAGAGAGAACGGCUAAGAGAGACCCAGUGUACCGGGUGAUAGCGUCAGACCGUGACAAAGGACCAAAUGCUGAAAUUUCCUACAGUAUCGAGGAAGGGGAUGAACAUGGCAAGUUUUUCAUUGAGCCCAAGACUGGUCUGGUGUCAUCCAAGAAGUUCUCCUCUGCCGGGGAAUAUGACAUUCUUACUAUUAAAGCCGUGGACAAUGGACGCCCUCAGAAAUCAUCUACUUGUCGCCUGCACAUUGAGUGGAUUCCCAAACCAGAGGUGCCAGCUGAUGCAGCUCCCUUGCGGUUUGAGGAGUCCCCCUUUACCUUUUCUGUCAUGGAAAGUGAUCCAGUGGCUCACAUGGUGGGCGUUGUUGCCACAGAGUCGUCUGAUGUUCCUGUGUGGUUCGAAAUCACAGACGGCAGUGAGGAUUCUGACAUGUUUUACAUCCUUCAGAUGGCUUGUGACUACAACUGUACAGCAGAAGGUGGUAAUUACGACAGCCGCUUUGACGUGGGCAAGGCCAGCGGAACCUUGAUUGUUGCUCAGCCUCUGGACACCGAGCAGAAAUCAAAUUACAACCUGACAGUGGAAGCCACAGAUGGGACACGAACUGUCAGCACUCAGGUGCUCAUCCGGGUCAUCGACACAAACAACCAUCGACCAGAAUUUUCUCAGCAGGUGUACGUAGUGAACGUCCCUGAAGAUGAGCCAGCAGGAACUGAGGUCCUGAAGAUCAAUGCUGUGGACAGAGAUGAGAAAAACAAACUGACCUACACACUCCUGAGCAGCACUGAUCCCUUCAGCCUGCGGAAGUUCCGUUUGGACCCAGGGACGGGCACUCUGUACACCACGGAACGGCUGGAUCACGAGACUAUGCAUCGUCACACCCUCACUGUGAUGGUUCGGGAUCAGGACAUUCCAGUCAAAAGGAAUCUUGUCCGUGUCAUUGUUGACGUGGAUGAUACCAAUGACAAUGCACCGUGGUUUAUAGGCACACCUUACUCUGGCCGUGUGUUUGAAUCAGCAGCCAUCGGCUCAGCUGUGUUGCAGGUCACCGCUCUUGACAAAGACAAGGGCUAUAACGCUGAAGUCAUCUACAGCAUUGAGUCUGGAAACGUUGGGAACUCUUUUGCUAUUGAUCCAGUUCUUGGAACAAUCACAGUUGCAAAAGAGCUUGAUUGUAGCAGCAAAUCAUCAUUUGAACUCAUUGUUAAGGCCUCUGAUAACGGAGCACCACCAUUGUCCUCUACCAUCACCGUAAACAUCGAAGUUACAAUUUCUGACAAUGCAGCCCCUAGAUUCUCUGAAAAGGAGUUCUCUGCUGAAGUCAGCGAGUUAGCCCCCCCAGGAAGUUUUGUGAGCAUGAUCACAGCUGUUAGCCAGUCUUCUGUUUUCUUCCAGAUAAGAGGAGGAAACCUAAACAAUGUAUUUGACAUCAACCCAAAUUCAGGAGUGGUUGUAACUCAGCAACCAUUAGAUUAUGAGACCAAGUCUGAAUACAAGCUUAUCAUACAGGGCACCAACAUGGCUGGACUUGCCACUAACACAACACUUCUGAUCCAUCUAAAAGAUGAAAAUGACAAUGUUCCAGUCUUCAUUCAGAGAGAAUUCAAGGGAAUAAUCAGUGAGCUGGCCUCCAUCAACAGUGUUGUUCUGACGCAUGAAAACACCCCUUUUGUCAUUCAUGCCUCUGAUGCUGAUUGUGACCAGAAUUCAAGACUCAUUUAUCAAAUUGUUGAGCCUUUUGCUCAUAACUAUUUCGCCAUUGACUCGAGCACCGGAGCAAUCAGAACCACAACAGCUUUGGAUUAUGAACAGAGGAGCAUUUUCCGCUUCACAGUUCAAGUUCAUGAUCUCGGAAUGCCUCGCCUGUUUGCAGAGACACCGGCCAAUGUGACCAUCGAAGUAAUUGAUGUUAACGAUUGCUCUCCCGUUUUUAGCCAAGAAUUAUAUGAGGCAGCUGUCAUCGUGCCAACCUACAAAGGGUUAGAGGUAAUUCAAGUAAAUGCCACAGACUUAGACUCGGGGCCCAACUCCAAACUGAUUUUCUCCAUUUCUGAUGGAAAUAUCGGAGACAAGUUUAAAAUUGAUCCAGUCACAGGCAUCAUCUCCAUUCAGAAUGUCACGCAGCUCAGGAGCAGAUAUGAAUUAAAGGUCAGAGUUUCUGAUGGUAGAUUUGCCAGUGCCGCUACAGUGAAGGUAACUGUAAAGGAAACCAAGGAGAAUAAGAGGAAGUUCACUCAGGAAUCAUACCAAGCCUACAUUCAAGAGAACUCUGCAGAGAAGAAAACACUAGCAGUUGUUGCUGCUGUUGGGAAUCAAGUGAAUGAGCCCUUGUUUUAUAGAAUAUUAAACCCUGACAACAGGUUUAAAGUCAGCAGCACCUCUGGAGUUGUCUCAACCACUGGGAUUCCUUUUGAUCGGGAAGAACAGGACACAUAUGAUAUUAUUGUUGAGGUCACUGAAGAGAAAAAAUCUGAGGAACCAUCUCAUGUGUUAGUUGUCGUUACUGUGGAAGAUGUAAAUGACAACAAGCCCCUGUUUGUCAACCUCCCCUAUCAUGCCCUGGUCCAAAUGGAUGCUGAGGAAGGUCAUGUCAUCCGACAGGUAACAGCAGUUGACAAAGACAUAGGCCCAAAUGCAGACAUCCGUUACAACCUAAAGGAACCUAACGACCAUUUUGAAAUCUCCCCAUCUGGUCAAAUCCUGCUCAAAACAAAGUUUGAAACAGACUCACUGGACUCUAAGUUUGUUCUAGUAGUUGUGGCAAAGGAUAAUGGGAAACCACCUCUCUCAGCUGAAGUGGAAGUGCCAAUAACAGUUGUGAACAAAGCAAUGCCUGUGUUUGAGAGGCCUUUUUACAGCAUUGAAAUCCCUGAAAACAUUCAGCUGCACUCCCCUGUGUUGCAUGUGCAAGCCAAUGACUCUGAAGGGCCUCGCAUUGUGUACACCAUUUCUGAAGGAGACCCUUUCAAACAGUUCUCGAUUGAUUUUAAUACAGGGGUAAUUCACGUGAUUCAGCCUUUGGACUUUGAAACACAUCCAGCUUACAAAUUAAACAUAAGGGCCACAGACUCUCUGACUGGAGCUCACUCUGAGGUGUUUGUUGAUAUCAUACUAGAUGAUGUAAAUGAUAAUGCACCUGUGUUCCUGUCAAAUUCCUACUAUGCUAAUAUUUCUGAGGCCUCUGUUAUUGGCACAUCAGUUUUGCAGGUGGUCGCCAGAGAUUCUGACACAGGCAACAACAAAGCAAUAUUUUAUCAGCUAGUUGAGGAAAGAGGGAAGAGCUCAGACUAUUUUACCAUUGACCGUGACACAGGGAUAAUCUCCUUAGCUCAAGUUCUUGAUUAUGAAGAAAUCCAGCACCACAAUUUAAGAGUCCGAGCUGUGGAUGGCGGUGUCCCAGCUCUGACGAGUGACAUUAUUGUGACAGUGGAUGUUACGGACCUGAAUGACAAUGCACCUGUUUUUACUGAGCAUACUUACAAAACCACCAUCAGUGAAUUAGCGCCACGUGGAUACUUUGUCAGCCAAGUCAAAGCUUCUGACGCUGACAGCUCAGAUGGAACCAAGCUGGAGUUCUCAAUUGUAUAUGGAAAUGAAGAACAGAACUUUGCUAUCAACAAAAAAACUGGUGCCAUUGUAAUUUCAAACCAUCGACGGCCCCAUAUGCAACCCCUUUACAAUCUUAGUGUAUCAGUGUCAGAUGGUGUAUUUAAAAAUACAGCUGAGGUCAUGGUAACAGUCAUUGGGGCCAACUUCCACAGCCCUACCUUCUCCCAGACGGAGUAUUUGGUAGAGGUUGUUGAGAACUCACCUGUUGGUACGUUAGUAGCAGAAGUAGAAGCAACAGAUGAAGAUGAAGGGAUCUAUGGCGAGAUUACAUACCAAAUUGUCAACGAUUUAGCAAAGGACAAAUUUUCUGUUAAUAAAAAAGGAGAAAUUUUUACUCUUGAAAGCCUUGAUCGUGAAAACACAUUUGAGAAAGUAAUUCCUAUAUCUCUGAUAGCAAAAGAUGGUGGCGGAAAAGUCGGCUUUUGUGUUGUCAAUGUAAUUGUUACAGAUGAGAAUGACAACUCCCCACAGUUCAGGGCAGUUGUGUACAAGGCCACCAUUACAUCAGAUGUCUCAAGAGGAACAUCUGUGCUCAAAAUUGCGGCUUCAGACAUGGAUGAGGGAAGCAACGCUGAUAUAGAGUACUCAAUUGAAGCAGAUGUUGAAAAUGUAAGGGAGAACUUUGAAAUACACAAAACCUCUGGGGUCAUAAUUACCAAAGAAAGCCUCAUCGGACUGGAAAAUGAACUCUAUGCAUUCUUCGUAAGGGCAAAGGACACUGGGAACCCAUCCAAGCAUUCAGUUGUCCAGGUUUACAUCAGGAUUGUUUCAUCAGACACCCCAAUUCCCAAGUUUGCAGAACCAUAUUAUAGGUAUGCUGUUUCCGAAGAUCUUCCUAUUGGAACAGAGAUAGAUAUAAUUCAAGCAGAGAGUGAACAGCCAGUAGUUUACAGCCUUGUGAGAGGCAACACCCCGGAGAGCAAUGAGGAUGAAGUAUUUGUUGUAGACAGAGAUACUGGAGCCUUAAAGCUUGAGAAGAGACUUGACCAUGAGAUGGCCAAAUGGUAUCAACUAACCCUGCUUGCUCAAACUAAACAUAAUAAUUAUGAAAUAGCUGCUUCAGUAAAUGUAAAUAUCCAAGUCAAAGAUAUCAAUGAUAACAAACCAAUCUUUGAAGCUGAACCUUAUGAGGCUGUCACUGCUGAAAACCUGCCAAGUGGGACCCAAGUUAUUCAAGUCAAAGCCACUGACCUUGACUCUGGAACAAAUGGUCACAUUGUCUAUAGUCUAGACCCCAAACAGAUGUCGCAGGAGAUCUUUGAGCUGUUCGCUGUUGACAGUGAAACAGGCUGGUUGACAACUUUGAAGGAGCUUGACCGUGAAAAAACAGACAAAUAUAUUAUCUCUGUCCUCGCAACUGACCAAGGCGACACAGUCCAGCAUGUUGCUGGUACCAAUGUGGAGGUAAUGGUGGCUGACGUUAACGACAACUCGCCCCGAUUCACUGCCGAGAUCUAUAAGGGAACAGUCAGUGAGGAUGAUCCCCCACCCAGUGGGGUGAUCGCCAUCCUCAGCACAACCGAUGAGGAUUCUGAAGACAUCAACAAACAAGUCAACUACUUUAUCACAGGAGGGGACCCACUCGGCCAGUUUGCCAUUGAACACAUUCAGAAUGAGUGGAAGGUCUCUGUCAGGAAGCCCUUGGACCGAGAAGUGACAGACAACUAUCUCCUUAACAUCACUGCCAGUGAUGGAAUCUUUACCGCUAAGGCCAUCGUUGAAGUCAAGGUGUUGGACGCCAAUGAUAACGACCCUGUAUGCGAGAAGUCCAUCUACAGUGAGAGCGUCCCAGAGGACUCCCCGGCUGGCAGGCUCAUCUUGCAGGUCUCGGCCACAGAUGCUGACAUCCGCUCAAACGCCCAAAUCUCUUACGAGCUCCAGGGAGCUGGAUCAGAAUUGUUCAUCAUUGACUCAGACACAGGUGAAUUGAAGACACUGCAGCCCCUUGACAGAGAGGAACAAGAUGAGCACAAGUUCAGAGUGCGAGCACUGGAUGGAGGAGGACGAUAUUGCGAAGCUGAAAUCCACAUCACUGUGGAGGACGUCAAUGACAACUUACCUCAUUUCUCAUCCGACUCUUACUCCCUCACAGUGUUUGAGAACACAGAGACUGGCACAUUUGUUGGAAAACUGCAAGCACAUGAUAUUGACACAGGUCUUAAUAGUGACAUCGUCUACUCCUUGGCUGACUCUGCUGACGGAUUCUUCUCCAUUGACGAGCAAACCGGUGUGAUAACCCUGGAGCGCCCACUGGACCGUGAGGUGCAGUCAGUUUACAAACUGAAGGCUCGUGCUAGCGACCAGGGCUCUCCACGUUAUUCUUCACUCUGUGAGGUGAUAGUUUCAGUGCUGGACAUCAACGACAACCCACCGGUCUUUGAGCACCGCGAAUACACAGCCAACCUGUCUGAGGAUGUGGCCAUGGGAACCCAAGUUAUAAGAGUACAGGCAUCAAGCCGUGAUUCAGACGCUAACGGAGAAAUCUCCUACAGCAUCAUCAGUGGGAAUGAACAUGGCAUGUUCAGUGUGGACCCCCGCACUGGUGACGUAUUUGUGAUUGAGGCACUGGACUAUGAGGCCUCCCAUGAAUACUACAUCACCAUAGAGGCCACAGAUGGGGGCUCCCCUCCACUCAGCGACAUUGCCACUGUAAAUAUCAACCUCACUGAUGUUAAUGACAACCACCCAGUCUUCAGCCAGGACAUCUACACUACCGUCAUCAGUGAGGAUGCAGAGCUCGGGAAGACAGUAUUAACGGUGAUGGCGGAGGAUUCUGAUGGACCAUCCUACAGUCACAUUCGCUACUCCAUUGUCGAUGGCAACCAAGGCAGCCCAUUUACCAUGGAGCCGCUACGAGGAGAACUUAAAGUUGCUCGCCUGCUGGAUAGAGAGAGAACUUCAGGGUACACUCUGAAGGUGGUCGCCGAAGACAAUGGGGUGCCUCCUCUGUCCAGCACUGCCAUAAUCAACAUCGACAUCUCAGACGUCAAUGAUAACCCGCCUCUUUUCUCCCAGGCCAACUACAGCCUCAUCAUCCAGGAGAAUCAACCAAAAGGCACAAGUAUUCUUCAGCUGGCUGUCAGUGAUCGAGAUGCAUCACAUAACGGCCCACCUUUCACCUUCACCAUUGUGGAUGGGAACCAUGGCGGAGCUUUCCACAUCAAUCAGCAGGGUUCUGUUGUGACCACAGGGGUACUGAGCAGGAAAACCAAAGAACACUACCUACUUCAAGCACAGGUGUCAGACAGUGGCAAGCCUCAGCUCUCCUCCACUGCCUUCAUCAGUGUGCGCAUCAUUGAAGAGAGCAUUUAUCCCCCAGCUGUACUUCCACUGGACAUUUUUGUCUCUGUUGCCGGUGAGGAAUACCCCGGGGGUGUCUUAGGAAAGAUUCAUGCCACUGACCAGGACAUCUACGACACCCUCACCUACAGCCUCGCUGCUUCGGCUUCGCCAUCUGUGGAUAAGAGUGCAGCAUUGUUUUCAGUGUCAUCCUCAGAUGGCAAAAUUAUCGCCCUGCGGCCUCUGGAUGUGGGCCACUAUCCUCUGAAUGUGACAGUGACUGAUGGACGCUUUACGACUCCCGCGGACGUCAAUGUGCACAUUCGUCAGGCAUCCCGUCAGGCCCUGGACAACUCUAUAGCGGUGCGCUUUUCAAACAUUGCCCCAGAAGAGUUUAUUGGGGACUACUGGCGUAACUUCCAGCGAGCGCUCAGAAACAUCGCCGGGGUCAGGAGAAGUGAGGUUCAGUUAGUGAGCCUUCAGCCUGAGCAAGGAGAUCUGGAUGUCCUGUUGACCUUGGAUAGAUCUGGCAGCCCGUAUCAAUCCCAGGAGGUCGUCUUCCGCAAACUGAACUCUUCUGCGGCUGUGAUCGAGGACAUGAUUGGUGUCCGCAUUGUGCGUGUGGUUCAGAAGCUGUGUGCUGGGCUUGAUUGCCCGCUACACUUCUGUGAUGAGGUUGUCUCCCUGGACAAAACCAGCAUGUCAACCCACAGCACUGCCCGCCUCAGCUUCGUCACCCCACGGCAUGUGAGGACGGCCUCCUGCCAGUGUGACGGUGGCAGAUGUCCUGUGUUGAACAACCUGUGUGAAAACAACCCCUGUCCAGAAGGGAUGGACUGUGUGGCUGACCCAAGAGAUACUGUUUAUAGCUGUGUGUGUCCUGAGGGCAGGAAGGGCAAAUGCUCCGAUGGCCACUCACUGACAUUCAGUGGAAAUGGUUUUGUGAAGUACCGUCUGAUGGAGAAUGAUAACAAAGAGCUGAUGAAGCUGUCUCUGAGGCUCAGGACCUUCUCUAGCCAUGCCACUGUGAUGUAUGCCAAAGGGACAGACUACAGCAUCCUGGAGAUCUUAAAUGGCCGCCUGCAAUACAAAUUUGACUGCGGUAGCGGUCCAGGCCUGGUCUCAGUCCAAAGUGCUCAAGUUAACGACGGGGAGUGGCACUCUGUUUCCCUGGAGGUGGAUGGUAAUUACGCCAAACUGGUGCUGGACCAAGUGCACGCCGCCUCCGGCGCAGCUCCAGGCACUCUGCGCACUCUUAACCUCGAUAACAACAUUUACUUCGGUGGACACCUCCGCCAGCACCCCUCCCCACGUCUUGGCCGAAGCCUGCCUGUCACCAACGGGCUGCGCGGCUGCAUGGAGGCCAUCCAUUUGAAUGGUCAAGAAAUGCCUCUCAACACCAGAGCUCGGCUGGGCAACGCAGUACUGGAGGACAUCGUUGACGUGGCCCCGGGCUGUGCACUUGCUCCUGCUGAGAGUUGUUCCAGCAAUCCCUGCACCAAUGGAGGGAGCUGUGUCUCUUUGCCCAAUGGAGGCUACUUCUGCAAGUGUCCUGCUUCUUUGAUGGGCACACACUGUGAGAUCGCAAUAAGUCCUUGUGCCUCGAACCCCUGCCUGUAUGGCGGCACCUGCGUACCUCGUGCGGAUGACUUCUACUGCCAGUGCAGAGGGCAGUACUCAGGACAGAGGUGCCAAUUAGGGCCGUACUGCAGAGACAACCCCUGCAAAAACAGUGGGAAGUGCAUUGACAGCCUGGAUGGUCCAGUGUGUGAGUGUGAAGCUGGAUUUCAGGGAAACAGGUGCUUGAAUGACGUUGAUGAGUGCAUCAAUAGCCCCUGUGCCAAUGGAGGCCAGUGCCAAAACACAUAUGGCUCCUUUAAGUGUAACUGCUCGCAGGGUUUCCUUGGACAGAUGUGUGAACUCCCAGUUGAGGUCCCGAAUCAGUUUGUUUCCACCUCCUGGAACAUCGGCCUAGAGGAGGUGAUCGGCAUUGUUGUCUUCGUGUCCAGUAUCUUCAUAUUGGUCCUUCUCUUUGUCAUCAUCCGUAAGAGAGCCUGUCGUAAAAAGUCAAGGACAGGCAACGAGGACAAACACCCCGGCGGUUCCAGCGUGCCUCACUCCUUCCUCCACAGGCCUUACUUUGACUCCAAACUCAACAAGAACAUCUACUCUGACAUCCCUCCUCAGGUGCCUGUGCGUCCCAUCUCCUACACUCCCAGCAUUCCCAGUGAUUCACGGAACAACUUAGACAGAAACUCGUUUGAAGGCUCCACCAUUCCUGAGCACCCUGAAUUCACAACAUUCAACCCAGAUUCUGUCCAUGGACACCGUAAAACUGUAGCUGUCUGCAGCGUGGCGCCCAAUCUCCCCCCUCCUCCUCCAUCCAACUCUGUCUCAGAUAGUGACUCCAUACAGAAGCCCAACUGGGACUAUGAUUAUGACACUAAAGUGGUAGACCUAGAUCAUUGUCUGACCAAGAAGCCUGUGGAGGAGAGCGCCUGUCAGCUCUACAACACCAGAGGCAGCAUGUCCGAGGUCCACUCCCUCAGCUCCUUCCAGUCAGAGUCGUGUGACGACAACGCCUCCACUGUGACAGUAAUCCACUUUGUCAAUUCUGCUGUUGACACGGUGGAAGGAGAAGAGUCUUUUUUGGCUCAUGAUCUCAAGAACCCAAGAGGAUAUCAUUGGGACACAUCUGAUUGGAUGCCAAGUGUUCAACUUCCUGGAAUCCAGGAGUUUCCACAUUAUGAGGUUGUUGAGUCCCCGGCACCUCAGUAUAAUGAUCCGAGUGCCAUAGACACCGACUACUAUCCCGGUGGCUUUGACAUUGAGAGCGAUUUCCCUCCUCCACCAGAGGAUUUCCCUGCAAAUGAUGACCUCCCACCACCACCUCUGCCGGAAUACAACGAUCGCUGCGACACACUGCGUUCCCUGAACAGAGGCUUAGAGAAGCCCGGCUCAGGAAGCUCCAGCUCCAUCCACCAGCGCCCAGCCUUGCCCCAGCUCUACAGCCUUAACCAAUACCUGCCGCAUCACUCUUACCCAAGUGAUGGAGGCGAAACUGAGGGCCAGUGUGCUUCCUCAACCUCUGCUACCAUCACCUCUUCUUCCACCAUGGGCAACAACGGUUAUAGAGAGGGGUACACCUUAGGUUGCAGUCGGGACUUUGACUCCUCAGCUCUGGACAACAUUUCCAUGUCUCUGUACACAUCCACAGCCUCCUGCUCCGACAUGUCAGCGUGCUGCGAGGAGUCUGAAGUGAUGAUAAGCGACUACGAAAGCGGCGAGGAAGGCCAGUUUGAACAGCUGACCAUCCCGAUGCUAAACUCCCAACAGCAUACUGAAGUCUGACACUGGAUCCAAACAAAAGUGCCUGAACCCACUGCUACUCUCAUUGGUAGCCCCUGACACAACACUAAUAACGCACAGUAUGUGUGUACACACGAAAGAGCACCACACAUAUAGCUAAUGUGCAAAACAGUUGAGAGGAGUUGUAAAGGGCCGGGGUGCUGGUCAUUCACCCCGUCACCAUUUUGUAUUUUUGGUCUUUUCCUAGAACAAUGGGUUAUUCCGCCUCGCCCAUGUGGACAGUUCCUACUCUCUUUGACAACAGAGGAUUUAGUCAUUUUCUAUAAGCUGCUGAUCUCUAUAAGAAAAUGUGAUCAUGUGAUUCUGGUAAAUAAUAUCCACCACCAACAGGCUGCUUUAAAACUGUUUUGCCCUGAUCAGGGAUUUUAGGUCACAAUAUUUCUCACAUGUCAUCUGGACCAAACCGAAAUCAGAACAGGAAAUAGAAUAUUAUAAAAAAGUAUUUUGGAAUUAAUAGACAGUCAAUUUAUAUUGCACAUUAUAUUUAUUUCCAUAAUUUAUGACAAUACCUGACUUAAAUAACAAUUUAAGGACACACAAAUAAAUACCUUGGUACAAAGUGGUUUGAUCACAGGUACGAAUUGUGAGGACCCAGCUUAUGUGUGAAUGUGGGGCCUAUAUGGAUGUUAAUUAAACUGAACGGGUACUAAGUAGACCUAGUAUGACAAUUGGCUCCCUGUAUAAUAUCCUUUUAGUUAACUAGGAAAAACCGGUACCAGCAAACAGCUAUAGAUUUUAGCUUGCUCUCAAACAGUUAUAAGUGAAAGUUAUGUUCAAUAUUAAGGGGUAUUAAGGCCACACUUUUUACUUAACAAUUAUGCAAACUGUUAACUAAGGCUACGUUACCACUGCAGGCCUUAAUGCUCAAUUUUUUUUAUUUUUAUUUAUGAAAUCCAAUGCUUUUGUGUGUUCGUUCACAUUUCCAAAUAUACGCGACUUAUAUGCGAACUCUUAGUGGAGUGCAUAUUGAAAUCUUCCAUUUGAAAAGAUCAGAUCCACAUAGUCAAGUGGCCUGGGUUGCAUUGGAAAAAAUCAGAUCUGUCUUGUUCAGACUGUCAUAAAAAGAUCAAAUAUAGGUUGCAUGUAUCCAAAAAAAAAAAUCAGAUUUGGCUCUCUUUAGGCUGCUGAGUGAACAUAGCUAUAGUCACUUCUAUCUGGGACCCGUUUUUCUCUUCAUUUCCAACCUAUAUGGCCCCAUACGUAAAUGUUGUCUGGGUAUGUGGGGACAAAAUGACAAAGCACGGUACAGAAUAAGGGUACGAAUUAGUGACGGGAACUUAAAGGCUGGAAAGGAUAUCAAGAGGUAAAAAGUUGCUUUUGCUUCUGCUUUUAUCAAAUCCUGCCUGUUGGAGAUCGCUUUACCACUACUUUAAAAAUGACCAGUUAUGCUUUUGUUUUCUGUUCCAAAAAUAUAUUCAGUCAAGGUUUAGAUAU